UAGACUGAGUACAACCAGUUUGAGCAAUAAGAAUCUAAUUGCAGGAGAUUCGACAAUAUACGAAGCAACUUUCCAUCUUAUUCAUAGACAGUAAAUAAUCUUGCACAAUAAAAAUAUUGCACAAUGCUAUGGGCAAUCUAAGGUUAACUUUAAUUGUGGUUCCUCUGAACUGAGACAAUAGACUGAAAGUGUAGUGUUGCAUUUCUUCUCAAAUGAAGUCUUUGUAUUGAUUUGUCGUUCACAUCUUUCUGUCAACAUAUUUGAGUUUCUCAUGAUGAUGUUUUGAACUUCUGAAGGUGCGAUGCAGAAUGCGACAUUAUGUGGUGGUGUGUAUGAGUGAAUUUGUAUAAGAGAAAAAAAAGUAGAGAGAGAGAAUAGCCUUCCAGUGGCUCCUUCAUUGUGUCAGUUCACCUUACACUUGUUGCGCUAUACAUUGUGGAAGUGCCAUGUAAUGGGUAUUGAGAUAAGAAUAAACUAAUAAGUGUAUUGCAUCAAAUCAGGUUGUGCAUAUGUUAAAUGCACAGAUGAAUGCUUUCGUUUUUUCAGCGUUUAUUGUGCUUCAAGUGAAUGGGAAAAAUACGUUUUAAUUGAAGGAUGACUGAACCAGCAGGAGGCUCGGAUAAAAGUUUUGGCACUGAUGUUGCUGGAAAUGCAGUAUCAGGGAGAUCAGAAAAAUCUGCUACGUUGGCAAACCUGAAAGCAUUGUUCCAGCACCAGUUUGAUAAUGAGAUCAUUACUUGUGUAGCUGCAAGUUUUGGAUGGAAUGAAUGGAGAUCAACUAAAGCGCUGAAAAUGUUGGCUGGGAAUCAGUCAGAAGGAGUGGAAUUGGGAAUGGAUCCUUUACUACACAACAAAAGCGAGUCACCAGUAUCCAGCAGCCACAAUGAAGAAAUAAAGCCCAGCAGUAAAAAUGGAUUUGCAAGUAAUGGAAACACACAGGAGGCCCAGCAGCAUACGCCUGGAGAAACAAGUCCAAGAACUGCCACAGAAACAAACAUACAAACAGAGGAAUUUGUCUCUCCUGAAAUGAAAACUGAUAACGGGGAUAAAUCUGCAGUUAAAGGAUUUACUUGUGCAAGUUUAGAUGUGGAAAUGGCAACAAGAGCAUAUUCUACAAUAAGUAUGAAAACAAAUUCACCAGACAGCACUGAUACUUAUUCUCAAAUAAAGAUUGAAACAGAAGCGUGUGGAAGUGUAGGCAAUGAAAUUAAAUCAGGAACAGAUCCUAAAAUAAACAUAAAACAUGAAAAACCAAACUUCAUGAAUUGUUCUCCUCAGAUAAUGGUGGGAUGUGAACAUACACCUAAAGAUGAACAAGGGAAGUGUGCAUUUUGUAAGUUUGAACAGUUGCUCCCAGGAGAAGAAAGUAACAACAGCGAUCUAGAUAAUUAUAUGAUGUGUGAGCUUGAGGCUGACGUCCAAAACAGGAAUUUAUCCACUUCAUCCUGCCUCUCCGAGGAAAGUCUACAAAAGGAAAACUGCUUUUCCAAAAAUGUUUGUCAGCUUGAAUGUGGUAAUGGUGAGUGUGGGUACCAGGCAGCAAAUUGUGCAGAAUAUGUUAGAGAGGGAGAGACACCAUUAAAUAAAAGUACUGAAAGUGAGAAUUCAGUAAACAACUGCAGACAGCUUGAGGUUACUGAUGUGUUUAAAAACCGGGAAGAUUCUUACUGUGUCUCCAACAUUGGUGAAAUGUCUUCAGUUAGUGGAGGAGAAGUGCAUACAAAUGCCAAAGAGGUCACCAGUGCACCAUUUGAAGUUAGUCUAUUGAACAAGGGUGACUAUAAUGACCAGGCAUCAUGUUCUACCAGGAUGUCUUCAAGCCCACUGUCAGGCUCUGUACUGCUGUCCAGUGGUUAUGUUGAUAGAAUUGCUGUUGCUGUACCACCAGUAACUGUAGCGUGUGACACCAGAAUUACUUGUGGACAGGACAGUAUAUGUAAUGACAAUAAGGUUGUUAAUCAGGAUGGUUUAUUAGGUGAAUUUGUGACUUUACCUUUCACACAAAAAAAUACACACAGUAAGCAUACAUUUGACCUGGAAAAUAUUGAUAUCAUUCAAGGAAAGACCUCAGAUCAUAUUUGGUCACCAUUGUUAGCUGCUGAAACAAGUGAUGUUAGCGUUGAAGACAAGGAUGCUGAAGAUAAGGUGUCUGGUUGGCUUCGGGACACAGAACAAAGUUAUUGUACAGACACUGCAGCAGUAUGUCACACCGUACCAGUAGACGAAGAUCAUGGUGAAGCACUGUGUUCCAGAAAAGUGAUGGAUCGUGUGACUGACCAGAGUUCCAGUGAUGUGACAGAAUCUUCUAUUGCAUCAUUAAGCAGUAGCAACUCCUCUAAAGACGUGCGAGAACAUAAUGGUGUUAGGAAACACACUCGAUGUAGUAAAGUGGACAGACUGGCGAACAUCAUCAUUGAUGGCAAGAAAAUUAUGAUAUUAAUGCGUGGUCUCCCGGGUAGUGGUAAAUCAACUCUAGCUAGGCAUCUAGUACGCUCCACAAUGGGAGAGGAACCUCAUAGGUUCAUCCAUUCUACUGAUAAUUUUUUUACAGUGUGUGGUAAAGGUCGAUACAAAUUUAAUCCCAAAUUUUUGCAUGAGGCACACACGUGGAAUGUAAAGAGAGUUUUGGCAGAUGCUGUGAAAGGCAUCACUCCUAUUAUUGUGGAUAAUACCAACCUGGAGGCAUCUGAAAUGCGACCCUAUGCGACCAUUGCCGUUCGUCAUGGGUACCGCAUCGAAUUUCUUGAACCUAAUACAUACUGGCGCUACUUUGUUGCAGAAUGUGCAAGGAGAAAUACACACGGUGUCCCUAUCCAGCGAGUGGCAGAUAUGAUGCAUCGCUUUGACAGAUCUAUUACGGUAGCCGGUCUUCUUGGUAUGUACCAUUUGCAGCUGGAUGCCUCUGAACUAAUUCAGCCUCAUGUUGUCACUACAAGAAUGCCAAAGCACAGACGUAAAAAACGUAAAAGGAAUAGGUUGAAACGCAAAAUACGAAAAUCACUUUCAGAAGAAAAACUGAUGAUGGAUGGUGAUAACAUUCUAAAUCUGUCAAAAACCUCAGAUAUCGUAUCAUGUGGUACAUCAUAUGAUUCUAACUGUACAAUAUUUUCCAAUGUUGUUGGUGAGAAAACAAAUGUAUUUUCAAAGGCUGUAGGGGAAACUGAAAGCAGCCUAUUGCAAAAGGGUGAAUCCAUUGUACAUGAAAAUAAUCAAGACUCAGCUUCACCUGGAACAUAUACAGUAGAUGGACUUAGGUCUUUGAAACCUGUAGUUGCUCAUUUGGAAGGCACUGAGGAGAAUGUGGAUAAUCAGCAAGUAGAAAGAGCAGCUGCAGUGACUGAAGACUUGAGUAACCCUGGCCUAGACACAAGAAAAGUUGUUGAUGAUCUUUUAAAUGAAGAAAUCGGACGAGAAUGUAGUGCCUCACCAAAUGAAUAUGUACUUGUGAAAAACAGCGAAUUUAUAUUUCAAAAACCACACAAUAUUCAUAAAUGGCUGUCGGAACGACCACCCUGGGUAGAGAAUGAAAAAAAUUGUACUCUCAGUAACACACUUCCCAGUCAUGUAAAUGAAGAGAAUACUGACAAUGAAUUAUCAAAAACUCUGGAGAACGAUAACAUUCAACUGAAUUUUAAUUUUGAUAGACAAGUUAACAGACUAAUGGAAGCCAUGGAUCAUGAGGAAACUGCAGAGCUGCGAAGUUUGGAUGGUGGAAACUGUGGAAAAACUGAAUUUGAAAAAACAGAACAUGUUAUUGGAGAUGACUGUAAAAGGUGUUCAGUAGAUACUACAUUUCCUGCCCAUCAGAGUUCUGAUACAAGUAACGAAUUUGUGGUUACAGAAAAGUCUAAACAAAACUUCUCUGAAAGUGUGAGCAGACUAGAAAUUGAUGAUAAGAAUGAGGACUCAGCUAAGAAAUCAAGUAAUGGUAACUACAAAAUAUGGAAGUGUGGAGAAAAAUUGGCAAGUGCUGCUCAGCACACUGAGCCCACUGCAGUAAAUGAUCAAACAACAGCAAAUGCUGAGAAUAACUAUGUAUUGUGGGAUUUAGAACAUGGGAAUGUUUGGGGUGGUGAGGACCCGAAACCAAGUGUCAGCGUACCCAUCGAGGAAGACCUCUGUCUUCCGAAACCACCUCGUAUUAGUCGUAAGAAACUACCUGUGAAGGAUUUUCUUAAGGAAAGUCUACAUAACUUGUCACAAAAUGCUACACGUCCAGUACAAGAACUAGAUCAGUGGGACACUGUAGAAGAUCCUUUAUCUUCAUGGGAAAAUAGGAAGAAAAACAAUAAUAUGUCCACAGAUGUAAGGAGGAGAGAGGAUCAUUCAAAUGCAUCCUCAAAAGAUUCGCAAGGAAAAUUUGUACCUCAACCACAGAGGUCUUUAGGAUGCUUUUCUCGGUCACGCAAAUCUGCUUCCAGUGUAUCUCAGAGGCAGUCACCGUCUGAAAUUUCAGAUACUGCACAUAAAAUACGAGAUAUGCGACCUCCGAGAUCAUUAUCUGCUGCAGGUAAUUAUGCUGUAAAUGACAGGUCUAACUGGUCUAAAUAUUGUUCUUCUAUAGAACCCACAGCUUGGAAAUCAGAGCAGAAUUUAACACCUGAAACAUUAUUGCAUCAGUGUAAAGCUUUUCCAGGUACUUUUGAAGUAACAGAUGGAAAGACAUUGGUCAAAGAUUCAAUAUAUACAGAUUGUAUAACAAAUACACAUUACUCAGAUUUUUUACUGUUGCAGCAAGUUAACAGCAGUAAAGAGAUUCCCAGUGAUGUCAAAAUAAUAGUUGGAAGUUGUUAUGCACCCAUCACAGACAAAGGCAGUGCUGUAGUGCAGCCUGCAAUGUCUCCCCAUCUGCGCCAAAGUGGGAAGUCAGUAUUUGACAAAAGUUCCAUGACAGAACAUGAAGAAAAUUUUACAAAGUUCUCUGAAACUGAAUUUAAAGAACUACUUAGAGCUUUUCCUGCCGUCCCCAUACCUCACUUACAAGAGAUAUUUCAGAAAUGCAAUAGGGAUAUAAACUGGACUGUUGAUGUGCUAUUGGAGCUAGAUUAUAAGGGAGUAGAAGAGUCCCCUGGGAUACAGAUGGCCUUGGAGCCAUGUACUCUUAAGAUUUCAGAUAAAUCUGAAAACGACCUUCAAAUUGGUGUUUUGCCAUCAGUGGUGACAGAAAAAACUGAUCAACAGUCUUCAUACUCAAAUACAAGGCACACAUCUGAAGAAUGUUGGCAGCCAUCUGAAUUAAAAAGUUGGCAGUAUGAAAAAGAAACUGAUAAGACAAAUGCUACACCGACACGGCUCUCUCCCAGCAGAACCAUUCGAAAAGAUAAAAAUAUUUCACCCACAGCAAAAGAGCUGAAAGAGCAUAUUGAACAAAAUAUAGUGCUAAAUAAGAACUGCUAUUCAGAACACACACUGAGAAUUAGGAAAAUGAGGCACGGGGAAUUAUUAGACAUGGGUGAGGUAACUACUAGUUCGAAUAAAAACAAUGACACCAUCUUGCAGAUUGAGGAUUGUGAUGAGGUCUCAGCUUCUCAUGGAGUAAUUGGAUCCUCAGCCAAACAGAAUAUUCUGGAACCGACUGCUUCAGGUGCCAUGUUAUACCCAGAGAAUGCUGUUACUGAUGCAGUUGUUGAGCAUAAUAAUCAGAAUAGUGACAUUUCUUCUACAAACAGUGAUGAGGCAACAGGAAUUUCUGACAGUGAAGCUUUUGUUGACAUAAAACUUGGGGAGGAAUUUGUGUCACAACUUCAUGAGCUAUUUGGGAAGUCAUCUUAUACAACAGUAUGUGAAACUUCUGCAACAGUGAAGCUCCCUCUCUGCCUGGCACUUCAGAUCCACUACUAUCUUAUGAAGCAUGAAGAAGAACAGAUUAAACAACAGCAGGAUGUUAUGAUUAAAGAAGAUGAGGAACUUGCAAGGAAAAUACAAGAAAACUAUGGAAGGCGUUCUAAAGAUGAAAAGGUCCCAGAUCUUCGAGAAAUUAUGGAUAUGGAGAUGGCAUUGGCGUUGUAUAAAGCUGACCAGACAUUUUCUCAUCAUGAAACAAAGGAAACAUUGGCGAUAAAGUUAUCUAAAAAAAUUUUAUGUGAAAUGUUCCCAACAUUCCGUAAAGAGGCAAUUCUCGAUGUAUUCAGUUCUACGGGUAACUCUUUUGAUAACACACUGGCUGUACUUAUAGCUUCCACAAGUGAAGAAGAAGCAAAGGUUGCAAUGAGCCCAGAAGCUCUUUCUGAACAUCGUAGCCAAUUGAUAGAAGCUGCAGAAGAAACUGUGAAGAGAGGUGUUGAGACCACCAGUCCCUUAGAAGAUUUUGAUGACAUUACAGCUGAUGGAAGAGGCAGUAAUGUGUUGUAUAUUGUUGAAAGAUACAGAGAACAAGCUGCACAUCAUUACAGGAGGAGAAGUGAAUACCAUAUGAAAGCACAGGAAGCUUUCCAAAAAGGAAUGCCUUCAGUGGCUCAUUAUUAUUCACAGUUGGCCCGACUCCACAAAACUCACGCACAAGAAGCGAGUUGCCGUGCAGCGACAGCGAUUAGUGCAGCGGCACCAGAUUCUUCCAACUUAGACUUACACGGGUUGUAUGUACGAGAGGCAGUCUGCCUCUUGGACAGUUUCCUGGAUGCUCACAUUAUGCGACUCAAAGCAAGUGGGCAGUCACGGCGUGUCCUCCAUGUGGUGACUGGUCGUGGUAACAACUCUCGUGGGGGUCAGCCUCGUUUACGCCCUGCCAUUCUGCAGCGUCUCACACAGCGGAGUAUUAAGUAUGAGGAGGUAAAUGAGGGUCUCUUCAGGCUUGUUUUAAGUCGUAACAAUGAUAAGCUGAUUUGAGUGACCAAUAAGCCAUGCAGACAUGCUCUCCCAUGUCAACAGAAUAGACUGAAAAUUUAUAGUUAUUGAUUAAGUGGAGAGCGAGUAAAAAGAAAUAUUAGGUGAUGUGUUUUAUUUUAAUGUAUUAGCGUUCUAUGAAUUUCAAGUUUUAGUUGUUUGUAAAAAGGGACAUUUUAACACAUGUGUUAUGUAUAAUACUACUAAAACUGUUCUUGGUCUCAGUAUAUCCCAAUAUUUGGAAUGGAAUAACUAUUUAGCAAGAAUAAAUUAAAUUUACUUUGUGAUGCAAAAAGAGACAGCCAGAGUUGCAACUAAAGUUGAUGUUCAUUUAGUCAGUGACUGAUUUCAGACUACACCCAACCAAUGUUUGCCAAGUAAAAUGUCAGCCCAAAAUACCCAUAAACAAAUGGAUACCUAUGUGUAUGGCCCGCAAGUAAUGUUCUUUAAAGGCAUUAGUUGGGACCAUAUGUAUAUGUACCCACUUAGUUUACUGCAAUUCUGGAUGGGCAUUUCACAUGGCAAAACUUGGUGGUUGAGAAUGGGCAUAGCCUGAAACUGGUCACUGGCUAAAUAAACAUCCAUUUUAGUUGCAAAUAUGGCUCUCUCAUUUUACACUACAAUGUAAAAAUGAGUUGCUGUCCCACCAUACCCAUCAUGCAGAAGUUAGCAUGUAAAUUUACUUUAUUCAAGGAGAAAAGUUAGUUCUCCAAUUGCUCAAACUGUGUUACCAGUUUGCCAGAGAAGUCAUUCUUCUGCCCCUUUUAUAAACUUCUGACUGAACCAGACUUAAACUCAGUUAUGUACUUCAUUAUACAAUUUUUACAAUUCUAUUUUUACAUGCUAUUAAAAACAUUUGAAAGCCAAAGUGUGGGAAAUGGUAUUAUGAAGAGCUGGUGUUUGAUGAUUUCCUAGCCUAAUCUGUGAAGUCUUUAUCUCUCUUUGGUUUUGAAAUGUCUGUGUGGACAUUAUCUAUGUAAGUGGUAAUGUCACUUGACUGCAUUUCAGUCUCUCUCUUUAAUUCUGCGUGUUCCUUGUCAUGGUCACAAUUUUUUAAAUCUUAGUGGAGGUGCUAUUGUUCGAUUAGUAGACUGAAGACUUGUCUGAAAAAGGGUAAAUUUAGUUUCUGUCACUACAGUAAUAAGUUGGUAUUAAAUCAAAAUGGAGUAAUACCUCAGUUGAUUGUUAAUUUGUAAACUUAAUACUUCCAUAAAUAACUCGGAGCUGUGAGUAAUGAGAAGAUUAUGCAGAAAAUAAAGGGCUGGAGGGGUGAAUCUAAUGUCAAAUUAUAUUUACCAUCUAAGUCCCCUCUGGUGGUUAUGGCAUUACUAUUAGUUAUUCAUCUGCCAUGCUUAGAAUUUCCAUCCACUCCUGUCUUCAUCAUAUCAGUACAAGAAAAUGUGGAUGCUCUGUUAUACUAUUAUUUUUCAGUGAUAAUUUAUUACAUAAAGUAUCUGGUCACAUUCCUGAGGACUAAUUUACUCCACAGUUUUCUUCAUUAUGAUCUACUUCUCUCAAUUAGAAUAAUCUACAGCUUUUAAUUACCAUAAAGGUAAUGGGCGUGAUGAUGUGUUGCAUGUUGGGUAUUUGCAGUAUUCCCAGUUCUUACAAACUUCGCAUAUGUUGAUCAUUCACUAUUUAAAUAACACCAAAUGCUCUUUGGGAAGCAGAAAUGGAAAUUUUCAUGCAUGGGGUAGGUAGAAAGUCAUUAUUAGCUAUUAAAUCUAAAAGAAAGGCAAACUGUCCACAAAUUUCUAGGCAGAACUCGAGGUAGUUAACGGUAUAACAUCAAACAUCCAACAUUCAAAAAAUCCUCCGCAACUCUAUUUGUUAAAUCAUAAGUAGUAAUCAUUUUGUAUGUGAACACUCUUUUGUGUAGCACAUUCUUCAUAUCUGUUCUGUGGAAACUUUUUGAUUUACAUCUCUUGAUUUCUUGACAGAUUCUGAUGUUAUUGUUCUAAACAUCUUGAAACUCUAACAGUUCAAAGCCAUCUUAGUGAAAGCAUUCAGAACAGAACUAUAAAUAUUGUUUUCUGUUAGUAGGGCACAAGUUGUCAUACUACCCUCCAUACUCUUUUAAAAAUUUUGAAUUUUUUAUUAUAGCAAUCAAAAGGUGAAUAUAUUUUCAAAUACUUACAGGUCCUUAAAUUAUAUUAUUGUAUCUCUACCCAUACACAUAACAAGAUGACACUAAUUUCGUAACUGCCUCUACUCUUCUCUUGAUGUCUUUCUCAGAGGUGGCAAGUGGAAUGUAGGUAUGCAUUAUUUGUAUGAUUUGUCUUUCAUGACAUGUUACAUGUGUAUAAAAGCAUACUAAACUUUAUGAUUUUUUAACAUAUUGUCCACAGUGUUUCACUGAGGUGGUACCCACCUUGUACACAACAGUAUUUCUGUGAAAUUUCUAUAUAAUUUGCCAGCAGACAGAAACUUAAGGCUAAUUGCUUUUAAUUAAAUAAAACAUCUGCUUUUAGCAUUGGUACACAUUGUUGCGCUAAUGACAAAUAGUCGUGUGGAAAGUCUAAAUGUGUUCAUGUUUCUCGUAUGCACAAAAUCAGGUAUUGUUAUGUGCAUUAUUUCAGAAUUUAAAGUUAAUGAUGUGAAUGUAUAUAAUCGUAUAUUUCAUGAUAAAUUGGGUAAACUGUACUGUCUAAAUAUUUUUAAUUGGUUCUUACUUUGCAGUCAAAGUUUAAUUGAUAAAUCACUUGUAUCUGCAAGUGGUUACAAAAUUACGCAGUAUUAUUUGCACAUUGCAACAAUGCAUUUAUAUUUAUUGUUUAGAAACAAAAUGGUUAACACAGCCCGAGAGACCUAGUUGCCAAGGGUGCUUCUGUAUUUAUAGUAUUUAAUUGAUGUGAAAGGUGUUUCAUCUUCAGCAACUGCAGUCAGUUAUGAAAUAGUAGGCAAAUUCUUCAAAAAAAUUGUAAAAUAAAGCAACAUUGAAAUAUUAGUGUAUGGUAUUUAUAUUAUAUAAAUAAGAUAUGGAAGUAAUGUUACCAUUUUGGUGCUAGUGAAAUUAUGAAUUAGUUACUUUAAUAGCUUAAUAUGAAGAGAGGGGCAUUCAGUGUACAUGUACAUGUUCAUUUAUUACAGUGUUUUUUUUUUAUAUCCUUAAUAUGUUAGGGUAAUAUUAGCAGCAUAUUAUGAAUCUAUUGUGUGUGAUUGUUAUUCUGCAUUAACAGAUACUAGAGUGGGUCAUAUAUAUAAAGCUUUGAAGUGAAAAUUGUUAUACAGUGAUGCCUGGGAGAUACUUCAUUUUAGACCAACUGGCAGGUGCAAAUCAUAAGUUGUCAUAUAUGACUGUUUUAUAUGUUUAUCAAAUAAAAUAUGAUUUUUUAUUUCA
Messenger RNA from Schistocerca piceifrons (Central American locust), 10162 nucleotides. RefSeq lists its product as uncharacterized. The record is from RefSeq and is a predicted model, not a curated record. Bases 595 to 6825 code for a protein of 2076 amino acids. The transcript has 10 exons. Lineage: Eukaryota; Metazoa; Arthropoda; Insecta; Orthoptera; Acrididae.